AUGUUACUUAUUUCAACAGCGGAGGACAACAAAAAAAAAGCAACUCUGAUGGCAACCUUGAAAGCAGCAGAAUAUAUAGAAACAAGUGGUCCCAUACUUUCAACACAGGAGGUCGGCAACGUAUUUCUAGAGGAACAGCAACGCAUCUUGAAUAUAUCCGUAGAUAAACGACCAAGAACAUCGUCUGCACUAAUAUUUAGUCAACUGUCUCGCUUCCUAAACAUCAAGCAAGUCUAUAUUUGUGGUAAGGCCUUCAUAAUAGAAAACAAAAAUCAAAAGGUAAAUGAACUUAUUGAGAGAUUAUCUAAUCUAACAAACUCUGAGAAAAUUGUCAACGACAAAAUUGCCGCAGCCAUUGGAGAUAUAUUUCAAGAUUCACUGGCAUAUGUCGACACAAAAAAAGCUCGAGACGUUUUAAAAGCACUGUUCGCACAGGCAACAAGUACAAAAUUUGUUACCAAAUUACAAGGUGUAACGAACAAAACAUCAACAAUGAAUGCCAGAGACGAACUCCGAACUAAGCUUAAUCAGUUCCAAGACAUACAAAGAACGUCAGGAGUGGUACGAAACGAUAUGACUAAUGAACAACAAAGGCGUUUAACAAAAAGGAUUGUAGAGAAACGCAAGAAAAACGAAGCGAAACUUCAACAGAAAUUCGAUCGAAGGGGUCGAAAACUAAAAGUUGAAGAAUUCCCUGAAAUGUCAAAAAUCAUUGAAAAUGUUUUUGAAACUGGUUCUACUGAUGACAAAAGGGGAGGUGGUUUGGAAAGCCAUCCUCGGUUGAUUACAACAACACGAUACCGAACGCCAGAUAAUGUGACUUUCAUGCGCCAAGCUAGAGAAAUAGUACUUGCAUGUGCUCCCUCAAAUUUUACUGUCUCAUUGUCGUCGUGUUAUAAUUAUACAGAAAAUUAUAGACAAAAUUCACAUGAAGCCAAGCGACAUCAUGCCGGAAGAAACAUAAAUGCAAACAUAUCUUUACAUCGUCCACCGCGUGAUGCCGUUGUUGAUGACAAACUUGUAGUAAAUCUUCAUUGGUCAACAUGCAACGUGAAUUACACCGUCGAUACUGCAAUCGGAAAAGAAAAUGCUUACGUUCUGGAUUCGAAAGAUGCAAAAAGAAUCGUGUUAGCUGAUAGCUGUCCUGUUCAAAAACCAGGGAAAACUUGGAAAAAUAUUCAUUUGCCGGAUCACGACUGGGAUCAAAGCAGGACUAAUGCGAUCACACCUAUGUCCCAUUUAUUUUUAGAACCCUGUGUGACACACAAAGAAACCAUUCCACUGCUGCUAAACGAAUCAGACAUGUAUAUAACGCCAGUAGAAGAAAGCUCUCUCAUUCUGCAUGUAACAAGAACUGGACGAGCAGUAACACUUUUAAAUCUUUCGUUCUUUGAACCAGAAACUACAAGUAGGACUUUUAACGAGAUAUUUCUUCUUCUUACUAAGCCUUCUCUAGACUUUGUAUUCAGAAACCCUGUAUCUGGGAAACUCAAGGAAAACUUCAUCUUUGUUACUGAUAACGGACCUGCUGAGUCUCCGGCAAGUCCCCUCGUAAAACUUUGGCUAGCUAGAAUGCUGAAAUUUCUAAAUUUGGACUCAAUAUCUCAAAUAUCGUUUGCCGAAUAUCACAGCAAGAGGAAUUUUGUUGAAAGGGUACAUGCUGCCGAAAAUGAAGUGUUAUCACGAGAUCAUUUUAGUUCCAAAUUAGUACACGAGAAAGCAGAACCUGGUAGCAGAGAACACAAAGAAAACAUGGAGGAGAUGGCAUGCAGGGUAGAAAAGUGCAUUCAACAGGCCAAGUUCAAUGGAAAAGUUUUGCAAGUCUUCAGAGGAGUUGCAGAUAAUAUUAUUUUUGAUGAUGAGGAAAGACUGCAAACAUUCUUAAGCUUCUCAGAAGAAAAGAAACAAGAAUGUACAUGGACCUAUAAUACAAUUCAAAAUGAUAUUACUGAAAGUUUAUCAGUGGUGUGGAAUGUUGACACACAAAAUUUCACGGGGCAGUACACAAAUGACUACAUGUUGGUUAACAACGCAUUUGUAGAGGAACGAACAGCAUGGAAUGACAAAUACCAAACAACACUCUGGAGGCCAGAUAAUGCCUGGAUUGGGGGGCAACAGCAGCGAAACAAAUUACAGCCGAUACCCGAUUAUGUAAGAUGGUUUAAAACGAACGAAUUUCAUUAUUUGACGUUAGAGAGAAACUCGCGCAUAACAUGCUCCGUCCAGGGAAGAUGGAAUACCGUUCCAGGGCUAUUUCUCCCAUCUCGGCUUUUAGAUAUGUUGUUUAAAAUAAACUGCCAUCCUCCUGAUGAUACAUUUCAUGAAAUUUCUCUCUUAUUAUGGAUUCCGGAAACUGAAGUCAGAAGGUAUUUUAAAGAAACCAAUGAUCAACAAUUAAAGUCGUUUGAGGAGGACAAAUUAAAGGAGAAGUGGAAUGGUACAUCAUUGUACAAGAAAAAUUCGAUGUCACAACUACAAGAGAAGUGCAAAAAUGCAGGACUGCAGACAAAGGGCUUAAAACAUCAUCUCGUUCAGCGACUGUACGAAGCGGGAGUAGAAAGCACACCACCAACCGAAAGUCAGUUAAAGGUAGAAAGCGUGCCUGAAACUGUUAAAGAAAUUCAGAACCUGACAACAGCACAAAUCAAAGGACUAUUACGAAAUCAUGGCUUCACAAUAAUAGGCAAUCGAGACGAACUUAUUCUUCGGUUGUAUCUUGUAGGAAAAGGAUACCAUCAUCUUGUUUUUUACCACCAGCAGAAGGAAAUUCUUAAUACUAUUAACGAUGCCGAACAGCUUGUUUUGGAAGAAAGGCAGGACUACUUGAGACAUCCGGAGGAUACAUAUAGAAAACGAACACAUUCUACACAACAGGUGAAAAAUCCUAUUCCCAAUAAUUCCCAAAUUAACCUGGAAAAUUUGCAUAAAAUAUUCGAAAAAUUAAAAAGCUAUCUAAGAAUUAGAAUGGAAGUAAAUAGAGAUAAGGGGGCAGAGUUUUUAAAAGAAAAGAAUAUCGGUUGCUCAAAGGAUAUGCCAGUGAGAACAAACCUCGAAGCAUUUUUUGAAAUCGGAACUAAAGUAAAGGUGAGGUGGUCUGCAGACGAAAUUAAAGACACAGGAUGGAAACCAGGAUGGUAUGUGGCAUAUGUUCAGUCAGCUGAUUCUUAUGAAGAUCAAAUAGUAGUUGAACACCCUAGCAAAGCAGAUGAAUUAUAUACACUUGAUGUUUCCCCAUUGGUAGCUGAAGGCAGUCUAAAAUUAGGUUAA
Molecule: messenger RNA, 3267 nt
Organism: Paramuricea clavata
Lineage: Eukaryota; Metazoa; Cnidaria; Anthozoa; Malacalcyonacea; Plexauridae
Source: the annotation of a GenBank genome assembly